AUGCUUUUCCCUUCUUGUGAUAGUCAGGCUUUCACCUCUGUGGACAUGGACGUGGGAAAUCGCACCAUCCUGACUGAAUUCAUCUUGUUGGGUUUCUCAGCGAACCCCCAGUGGCAGCUGAUUCUAUUUGGAGUGUUUCUGAUGCUCUAUUUGAUAACCUUGUCAGGAAACAUGACCUUGGUUAUCUUAAUCCGAAUUGAUUCCCACUUGCAUACGCCUAUGUACUUUUUCAUUGGUAAUCUGUCUUUUUUGGAUUUCUGGUAUACCUCUGUGUAUACCCCCAAAAUCCUGGCCAAUUGUGUCUCAGAAGAUAAGCGCAUUUCCCUGGCUGGAUGUGGGGCUCAGCUGUUUUUUUCCUGUGUUGUAGCCUACACUGAAUGCUAUCUUCUGGCAGCCAUGGCUUAUGAUCGCCAUGCAGCAAUUUGUAACCCAUUGCUUUACUCAGGUACCAUGUCCACUGCCCUCUGUACUGGGCUUGUUGCUGGCUCCUACAUAGGAGGAUUUUUGAAUGCCAUAGCCCAUACUGCCAAUACAUUCCGCCUGCGUUUUUGUGGUAAAAAUAUCAUUGACCACUUUUUCUGUGAUGCACCACCAUUGGUAAAAAUGUCCUGUACAGACACCAGGGUCUAUGAAAAAGUUCUCCUUGGUGUGGUGGGCUUCACAGUCCUCUCCAGCAUUCUUGCUAUCCUGAUUUCCUAUGUCAACAUCCUCCUGGCUAUCUUGAGAAUCCAUUCAGCUUCAGGGAGACGCAAGGCAUUCUCCACCUGUGCUUCCCACCUCAUCUCAGUCAUGCUCUUCUAUGGAUCAUUGUUGUUUAUGUAUUCAAGGCCUAGUUCCACCUACUCCCUAGAGAGGGACAAAGUAGCUGCUCUGUUCUACACUGUGAUCAACCCACUGCUCAACCCUCUCAUCUAUAGCCUGAGAAACAAAGAUAUCAAAGAGGCCUUCAGGAAAGCAACACAGACUAUACGACCACAAACAUGA
Molecule: messenger RNA, 984 nt
Organism: Rhinopithecus roxellana (golden snub-nosed monkey)
Lineage: Eukaryota; Metazoa; Chordata; Mammalia; Primates; Cercopithecidae
Product: olfactory receptor 9G4
Exons: 1
Coding region: 1-984 (327 amino acids)
Biological process (GO): G protein-coupled receptor signaling pathway; sensory perception of smell
Cellular component (GO): membrane
Molecular function (GO): odorant binding; olfactory receptor activity; G protein-coupled receptor activity
Source: RefSeq, a predicted model, not a curated record